Messenger RNA from Iphiclides podalirius (scarce swallowtail), 4290 nucleotides. Lineage: Eukaryota; Metazoa; Arthropoda; Insecta; Lepidoptera; Papilionidae. The record is from the annotation of a GenBank genome assembly.
AUGGAUGCGGGUCACUACGAUACGCCAAGGGAAAGGAAUCCCCGAGAGACGGCCAAUGCUCUCUCUAAAUUAUGUUUUUGGUACACGCGUAUGAUUUUCAUAAAGGGGCGCAAAGGGGACCUUAGCAUAUCGGACUUAUACAGGUGCACUCCCGGCCACCGAGCCGCGCCGCGGGGCGAUACUUUGGGCGCCAGGUGGAACGAGGAGCUGAAGAAACAAGACAGCGGGGGAAAAGCUUCGUUACUGUUGGCAAUCACAAAGGAGUACGGUUUCACCUUCAUUGUGGCGAAUUUGGUUUUCUCCGUAAUAGAAAGUGCUGUUAGACUUUCCAUUCCAAUUUACCUCGAGGGUAUGAUAAACUACUUUUCUGUGUCGCAUUCUGGCAUCACAAUCUCCGAUGCUUAUCUCUACGCUGUUGGGGUUGUUGGUCUGCAGCUUUUUAACGCCAUUAUAAUGCACCCAAUGUUCCUUUGGAUGCUGACGCUAAGUAUGAAGUUAAGGGUCGGCUGUUCCUCCCUCAUAUAUAGAAAGCUAUUGCGACUGGAUUUAACAAUAGGCGGCCAAGCCUCUGAAGGCCUAGCUGGCCACGUGGUCAACCUCCUCACAACGGACGCCCAGCGAUUCGACAUGGCAAUAUUGUUCCUCGUGGACCUGUUCCGGGCACCUAUCGAGAGCGCCUUCAUAGUAUACCUAAUGUACAGGCAGAUUGGCGUCGCCACGAUCUUCGGUGUCGCUUACCUUCUGCUAUUUAUACCGUUGCAAGGUUACCUAGGCAAGAUCUCAAGCAACCUCCGCCACAAGACCACCAUAUGCACCGACAAUCGUAUCAGGCUGAUGAAUGAGGUCGUUCAAAGCAUAGAAGCCAUAAAGAUGUACGCCUGGGAAGAAGCCUUCGCCAGGAUUAUCGGUGAAGCUAGAAAGAAGGAAAUGAACGUGCUCAAGAAAAUGUGUUGGCUGCGAACCGUGAUGAUAUCCUGCGUCAAGCUCAACACGAAGGUCGCGAUCUUCUUCAGCAUCCUCGCGUACCUCUUCCUCCAGAACGACCUCACCGCCGCCAAGGUGUUUGUCAUCUUCUACUACUACGAGAACCUCAAGUACACUCUGGUGGACUUCCUGCCGAUGGCCAUAGCGUUUGUCCUCGAAGCGUACGUCAGCGUUAAGAGGAUUCAAGAGUUCCUAUUAUUGCCGGAGGUGAACAAUCAGGACGGUGUCGACUUGUUGGUGAUUAAUGAGGACGGACCUGGCUUGCAGACUAAUGGCAUUUAUGAAAAAGUUAAAACCGAACCACCAGAACAAGAGAAACACGAGCUGAAGAAAAGGAUCGUAAAGUCGGAUGUCUUACUGACUUUACAAGAUUUCUCAGCUCAUUGGAAAACAUCAGACGACAAAUCCUUGAGUACGACCAUACCCGCACUUACUGAAAUCAACUUGAAAAUCAAACCCAGGACCCUCACCACGAUAGUGGGCACCGUCGGUUCAGGGAAAUCUACGUUGCUCUUAGCUAUGAUGAGAGAACUGACACCUACCUCUGGCCACGUGGAUGUGUUCGGAGUGAUCGCGUAUGCCGCCCAAGAUUCUUGGUUGUUCGACGCUUCGGUGCGUCAAAAUAUCCUCUUCGGACAGGCGUUUGAAACGCAACGGUACAAAAAGGUGAUAGAAUGCUGUCAGCUGCAAAGUGAUUUAGAAAUUUUACCGCAUGGUGACAAAACUGUCGUCGGAGAGAGAGGUUCAUCGCUCUCUGGUGGUCAGCGGGCUCGUGUGUCAUUAGCACGCUGUGUGUAUCAACAUGCCGAUCUUUAUCUGCUGGAUGAUCCGCUAGCCGCAGUCGACGCUAAGGUAGCUCAAGCGAUAUACGAGAGUUGCGUGCGGGGUUUCCUCGAGGACAAAGCUGUCGUGUUGGUGACGCACCAAGUUCAGUACGCACGUUAUGCUGACAACGUGUGCGUUAUGCGUGCCGGCCAGAUUGUUACACAGGGCACUUACAAUGAACUAAAAGAAAGCGUUCCGCAGUUCGAGAAAUUGAUCGAGAUGGAUGACCAAGUGGAAAUUGACGAAGAGAAGUCAAAGAAAGUUGAGAAUUCUACCCAAGUCAAAGCACGUGUGCAGCGUACAGUUUCUGUAACAUCGAAAUCAUCAUUUGAUAUUAACGAUCUGGGUCCCGAAUAUGAAGGCGAAUUCCAAAACAAGGGGUCCGUUGAUGGCAGCGUCUAUUUUGAAUACGUGAAGAGUGGAGGCACUGCCUGGUCAAUCGUCUGGCUUGUCUCACUUUUCGUAUUCGCACAGAUCUUCUACUCAUCCACGGAUAUCUGGAUGAAGGAAUGGGUUAAUUUAGAAGAAUCGAACAAUGCCUUUUAUCGAAAUACGACUGAAAAAAAUGAAACCGAAAACGUCAUCCCUCCAAAUUUUGAUACAUUGGAGAAUCCGUCGAAUUAUUUGCAGUUGACCCGCGACCAAUGCAUCUACAUCUAUGCUGGCCUGAUAGCUGUUUGCAUCAUCUUCACCUGGAACAAGCUGAUUAUGUUCUACAACACCUGCAUUAAGGCCUCAAUUUCUUUGCACGAUACUAUGUUCAGGGGCGUCACCAAUGCACCGAUGUGGUUCUUCCACCACAAUCCUUCGGGUCGAAUUCUAAAUCGAUUCUCUAAGGAUAUGGGACAGGUGGACUCACUGCUACCAGUAACGUUAAUCGACUGCAUUGGGUUCUUUUUGGAACUCAUAUCGGUCCUCGUGGUAGUGUGCCUGGCGAACUGGUGGCUCCUGUUACCUACCACUGUGGUGGCGCUUCUGUUGUAUCUACUGCGAGAGUUAUUUCUCGGCACCAGUAGAGAGUUAAAACGUAUCGAGGCCAUUGCACGAAGUCAAAGCUUGAACCACGCAGCCGCAACAGUGUCUGGUCUGACCACAAUCCGCUCUUGUGGCAAUCGGCAGCUUACCCUCGCCCGAGAGUUUGACAAGCUCCAAGAUCUGCACAGCUGCGCCUGGACUUUAGUUCUCGAUUCUAACCAGGCGUUCGGUUUCUGGAUGGACAUUGUCUGCUGCCUAUACUUAGUCUUCGUUACAUUCAGCUUUUUUUUGUUCACUACUGAAGAGAAUCGUGGUGGUAACGUGGGGUUGGCUAUAACUCAGGCCAUCGGGCUAGUGGGUAUGUGUCAAUUCGGGAUGCGACAGACGGCCGAUGUAGAGAAUCAGAUGACGUCGGUGGAAAGAAUUUUGGAGUACAGCAACCUACCAUCGGAAAAACCGAUGGAAGGAAAUGAAAAAGCCUUGAAGGAGCAACAUUCUGAUUUGGAUUUCGAUAAAUGGCCCGCGAAAGGAAAAAUCGUAUUCGAAAACGUAUCUCUGGAGUAUGAGAAACCACCUAAAAAUGAGAACGAAAAAGAAGCCGACGAGAUAGAAGAGCCAGCGUACGCUAUUCGCGGAGUAAAUUUCAAAGUUCACCCCUCGGAAAAGGUUGCCGUGGUGGGCAGGACUGGGGCUGGAAAGAGCUCGCUCAUUGCUGCGCUUUUCAGGCUGGCUAAGGUGUCGGGUCGCAUCACGGUGGAUGGCGUGACCGCUGAGGAGGCGGGUCUGCAUGUUUGGCGCUCUAGGCUGUGCGCGCUGCCGCAGCGGCCGGCGCUCUUCGCGGCCACUCUGCGUGACAACCUCGACCCUGAAGGCCGCUACAGCGACGCCCAGAUUCACGACGCCCUGGAGCAGGUGGAAUUGCGGGAAGCGGUAUCGGCGCUGCCCGCGGGUCUGAUGACGAAGGUGGGCGAUGGGGGCGGGAACCUCUCCUCGGGGCAGCGGCAACUGGUGUGCCUCGCGAGGGCCGCGCUCGCCAACUGCGCCGUCCUGGUUCUAGAUGAGGCAACGGCCAAUGUCGACACAGAGACGGAUAAACAAAUACAGGCGACGAUAAGGAGCAAGUUCGCCAGCUCAACGGUGCUGACAAUCGCCCAUCGACUCAACACUGUCAUGGACUACGAUAGACUCAUCGUCAUGGACAAGGGCCGUGUAGUUGAGUCUGGACAUCCGUACGAGCUGUUGAGGUCGCUGACCCUGGAUGACGUUCAACUACGGGUCUCGAAUAAAAGUAAAGACAAAAUUGCAGAGAAACAAAGCAGUACCAUAGUUGAAAAUAGAACGAACGAAGGCUUGAACGUUGGUAUCUUCAAAGGCUUAGUGGAACAAACAGGACCAGAAACAUCUGCUUUGUUAUACAAAAUGGCGGAGGAGAGCUAUCACAAACAAAAAGGUAUAGCAAAACGACAUAAAGGAAUAUCAAGAGAUAAAGCAGAUGAAAAACUAUCU